CGAUCAUUUAAUUAUCUCGCUUCUGAUGAUCAUCUAAACGAGGAAACAUUUUUAGUCAGAGAAAUACUUUGGACUUGAAAGUAUAACAGAAGCGACUAAUGGAUGGUUCAGGUCCAAGAGAAGGAGGAGGAGCUAUGAAGCCGGUGAUAUUGAGAGUUGGUGUUGCUCUUGUAUUAUCAGCAACUGGUUUGAUCUUGGCCAGGUUCGUUUCUCGGAAAGAAGAUAAUGAGGUAACUUAUUCUGCAAGCAAUCCAGCGUCUUCUUCAUCACCUGGCAGAAGAAAUGAUGGAGAAGAUGAAGAAACAGAGAGCUUAGAUGAUCAUCAGAAGCGAGAGAUUCUCGGAUUAAAAUCCAGAUUCGAGGAGCUUCAGAGGAAGGAAUACGAGAUGGAGUUGCGUUUCGAACGUUAUUGUAGCUUGAAAGAUCAAGAAGUCAUGCUUAUGGAGCACAAAAGCAUGCUGGUUCUUGAGAAAGCUCAAUUAGAUUUCUUCCGCAGAGAAGUUUCUGCGAUGGAGGAAGAACAAAAGAGGGGUCAAGAUUUGGUGAUUGUGUAUCUCAAACUGGUGGGAGAAAUCCAAGCGUUGAGAUCAGAGAAUUGGUUGAUUGAAGGGAAAGCAAAGAAGCUCAGGAGAAGAGGAAAACAGUUAUACCACGUUUUAAACGAGAAGAACAGGAGGAUUAUUGCCCUGGAAAAAGAGUUCUUGAAGUGUAUUGAGGAUUUGGAGAUGAAGAAUAGCGUUGUGAAGGAACUUGAAGGUGAAGUUAAAGACCUAAAAGCUAACGUUAAUGCGUUGCAAGAGGAAAAGGAAGAAGUAUACAAGAAGUCAUCAGAAAAUUCUAAAUCAGAGAUGGUGAGUGUAGAAGAUUAUAGAAGGGUAUUAGAAGAGUAUGAGGAUUUGAAGAAGGAAUUCGCUAAUGGAGUGAAGGAAUUGAUUAACCUGAGAUGGAGCAAUGCUUGUUUGAGGCACCAGGUGAUGAGAAAUGGAACCAAUUAUGGGGAAUUAGCGUUUUCUCCAAAUCGAAGCUUGCAAGAGUUGGAAAUGGAGGAUCAAGCGGAUGCUCUAGCAUUGACAGUAGCUGAUGAGCAUCAUGAAGAGGAUAACCAUGAUGGUGAUGAAGAGAAUAACCAUCAUCAUCAUCAUGAAACUUCAAGGAGGAAGAGGUUGAUGAAGAAGCUUAAGAGAUGGGUCGAAGGAAAUGAGAAGGGAAAACCAACAAAGCCAGAGGAAAGAUGUUUCGGAAGGCACUCUUUGACGAUAGAAUCUGACGAAGAACGGAUGUUUCAUUCAAGAAGAUCGUGUUCUAGCGUGUAAAGUAGCAAGUCUUGCUUUGCAAGAGAAGCAUUGAAUGUUUUCAGGAUUUCUCCAACCCUAACAUAGUCAUGGUCCCAUGAAAAUGAGUUAUGCAGUGUAUUGUGCAUACGAAAACAAAAGCAA
This is a messenger RNA of Eutrema salsugineum, 1436 nucleotides long. Its product is annotated as protein CHUP1, chloroplastic. The transcript has 2 exons. The coding region runs from base 99 to 1313 and encodes 404 amino acids. NCBI's taxonomy places the organism in Eukaryota, Viridiplantae, Streptophyta, Magnoliopsida, Brassicales, Brassicaceae. The record is from RefSeq and is a predicted model, not a curated record.